Molecule: messenger RNA, 1017 nt
Organism: Zasmidium cellare ATCC 36951
Lineage: Eukaryota; Fungi; Ascomycota; Dothideomycetes; Mycosphaerellales; Mycosphaerellaceae
Exons: 1
Coding region: 1-1017 (338 amino acids)
Molecular function (GO): oxidoreductase activity
Source: RefSeq, a predicted model, not a curated record
AUGCCACCCCCAACCUCACCCCCAACCCCUCUAACCCCCACAACCCUCUUCUCCGCCCUAGUCCUCGGCGCCGGCCCCGCCGGCCUAAGCGCCGCCCUCUCCCUCAGCCGCCUCGCGCACCCGGUAGCAAUCUUCACCACCGCCACCUUCCGUAACGAACGCGCCCAGCACGCCCACACGAUCCUUUCGCGGGACCACACGCCGCCCGCGGAGAUCCGGCGGGUCGCGAGGGAGCAGAUCGAAGCGUAUGGCACGACGGUGUUCAUCGAGCGGGGGGUUGUCAAGGCGAGGAGGGUGCAUGGGGGGUUUGAGGUGGAGGAUGGGGAAGGGGGAAAGUGGAGGGGGAGGAAGAUUGUGUUGGCGAUGGGGGUGAGGGAUGUUCUUCCUACGCGGAUAGAAGGGUAUGUGGAGAAUUGGGGGACGAAUAUUUAUCAGUGUCUGUUUUGUGAUGGGAUUGAACGGUCUGACAGACCUGCUGGUUUGCUUGGGUUUCCGAAUGCUAUGGCGGGGCAUAAUGUGGGCAUGAUGGUGCAGAUGGGAUGUCCGAAUGUUACGAUUUUUGGGGAUGGGGAGUUGGAGGUGAAAGAUGAGGCGACGAGGAAGGCGUUGGAGAUUGCGAAGUUGAAAGGCGCGGUGGUGGACGAGAGGAGGAUUGAGAAGCUUGUGAAUCUUGGUGAAGAGAAUGGGGUUGAGAUUCGGUUCGGGGACGGUUCGAGCGAGAGGCUUGGGUUUCUGGUUCAUAAGCCUGAUGUUGAAAUCGUUUCCCCGGAGAUCGCUCGCGGGCUGGGUGUGGAAAUCAUUGAUGAUGGAUUUGGUGGUCAGAUGUUGAAGCGGAACGAGCCUUUUGGGGAGACGAACGUGAAAGGCGUCUUGACUGCCGGUGAUGCGAGCAUUUUGAUGCGGCAGGUGACUGCGGCCAUGUUCCAGGGUGGCGCGGCUGGUGCAGGAGUGCAUUUCUUGAUUUCCCAGGAUGAAGAACGGGAGCUUGAGAAGAAGUUGCAGGACUCGAAGGCGUAG